Haplochromis burtoni (Burton's mouthbrooder) is the source of this 2073-nucleotide messenger RNA. RefSeq lists its product as uncharacterized. The transcript is spliced from 5 exons. The record is from RefSeq and is a predicted model, not a curated record. NCBI's taxonomy places the organism in Eukaryota, Metazoa, Chordata, Actinopteri, Cichliformes, Cichlidae. The coding region runs from base 121 to 759 and encodes 212 amino acids.
UCAGUGGAAUUUUACAGCCACACACUCAGACCAUCACAUCGUCACGUUGGAGGGCGGGUCUUGUGUAUAAAUACGCGGCAGGUGUCUCAGACACUCUCAUUCUGCUGCUGCUGCUGAGGAAUGAGCUGCUCUCCGUCAAUGCGCUGCUUCAUCUUCCUCGUGUUUGUCCCUCUGUUGGCCGUGUGUCGAGCUCGUGGACAGAGUGAUGUUAAACCAGUGGUGGGGAAGGUUGGAGGGGAUGUACGAAUGGACAUUGGAGCCACCGAGGUAGACAGAGACGCUCACAUUGUCUGGUCUUAUGGUCCGAAGGACAAAGUCAUCAUCAGCUAUGAUAAUGGAACAUAUGACACUAAACCAUCAGAAAAGUUCCAGCUGGAUGCAAACGGCUCUCUGAUGAUUCGAUCCCUCACUGCCAACGACAGCGGACUCUACAACGGUCAGAUCAUCAGUAAAAAUGGGUCAUCUCAAAACUUUAGCCUGACUGUUGUGGACCAUAACAGUGAGAGGAAAUCUGAGCAGCAGGAAGUUAACACGCGUGUGACGGACACACGUACAUGGACAGAGCCGGAUCCCAACACACCGACUGCUCCACAGGUCAGGAACCACGGGAUACCCUGUGGACUCUUUGGAUUGGCUGCUCUUCUCUGCACUGUGCUGGUGGUUAAAAACCGGGAACCAAUCACACGAAAGUGUCGGACUGUCACUCAGUCCUGGAAGAUCUGGAAGAGGAAGAUUCCUGAAGAGGAAACACGAGUUUAAUUACAAUGGAGGUGGAAAACUUUAAUGAGGAGGUGCAGCACGCUGCCCUGUUAAAGACAUACAGAUGUUGAGCUCCAUUCAGAGGCAUUAUUUGUGACCUUUGUGUAAAUCAUAGGAGAGACUUUUACUUUGACUUUUCCCCUUUAAUAGGUACUUAUGGAAAUCUCAGACGAUCUCCUCAUCUAACAAGCAGCGGCUGGUUUUUAAUGUUUUCUUCAUCAGGACACAGAUUUUGGAAAUCAGUCUGAUAACACAAAAAUAUACAAACUAAAGGUCAUCUGAGGUCACAGACAUAAUUCAAAGCACUGAAACGGGCUGUGAUGGCUAACUCAAAGGAAAAUGACUUGAGUUCAUGACCUCUGCCCUGCUACCUUUCACACCUUUGACUAACAUGUUCGGGUUAAAUAAGUUUUACAUUUGGCAUGUUUUAGUUGAUUAAUCUAUUUAUGUUAAUAAAUAGCACGAACGUCUGUAGAUCAGCCUGGAAGUUAGCAUCACUCACUUCCUCUGUGGUUAGCUGUAGCUCAGGAGUGACUGCAGCAGUACUGCUAAUGGGAGGCUUUAUCAUACUGACACGUUCUGUUCAGUGAGAAAAGCUCGACAUGAAUCCACUUUGAUGAUGUCAUGCUGUGUAAAUAGUAUUUUGUGAUGUCGGAGGCAAAGCUAGAUAAGCUUAAGCUUCGGAAGUUAGCUGCUAUGUAGGAUAGCUUGGAAUACAUUAGCAUUAGCAAUAUAUCUGUGAAGGUUCUCAGUCAUCCAGGUCGCCGUAGUCUAAGGAGCUCGGAGAGCACAUCCUGGGCCUUUUGACCUCAGGAAAUCACAUGAUAUGGUGGGGCGAGGUUUCACAGCAGGUUCACCUGAAACCUUGACUGGUUGUUACCCACAAUCCCCUGUUUUCACAGCUUGGCUCUUGUGAUUAGGUAGAGGAUCAAUAGGAGGUCAUUGACCCUCUUGAGGACACUCCCAUAGGGGUUCAAAUCUGGGACUUUCCUCCAGUUGCUCUUAGAAGUGAAGAAACUUCUCAGAUGAAACGUCUUCAAGAAACUGGAGUCCAGACUCAAAGUCCAGACGCUUUCUCCUUAGGUUAGCAUUAGCAGCAUUAGCCAGCUGUAUGCCAUCUAGAAGCUCACCCAAACCAAACAGUAAUUUAUUUCAAACAUUUAACCAAAAACCUGCUGAUGAGGAAACUGAUAAAUCUCAGUGUGUUUUAAACUGAAAUAAAUUAUAUCCAUUCUUUUGAUCUGUUUCCUUUGUUUAUAUUUUAGUUUGUUAAAACUUAUGAGUUGGACAGAUUAAAUAAACACACUGUUCACA